GCACCGGGAGAGUAACCCACUGAUUUUGCAUUCAUAGGAUGUGAAUGCCUUUGUGGCUGAAACCGAUUCCACGCAGUAUGCUCCAUUUCAGGCUUCCGAUUUCUGUUACUUGGACAUGGAAAAGAAACCGACAUCGACCAUGACAUCCACGUACUCCGUCCCCUCGUCGUUGGCGCUUCAAACUCAAGCUUUUGCUUAUUCCGACUACAACGACGACAGCAUGGAUGAUAAUUCUGACAGCGAUCUUUCCAUAUCGACGCGAAGUUGGGUACCAGGUCAUUUCAUGAACGGAUGGCCCAAUCCUUCCUCGAUGCCGUCCCAUUCUUUGCCAACUACACAUACCAUGCCCGCCAUUUCCUCACUGAACAACAAUAAUAAUCACCGUGCCAAACCUCGAAAGUCGCUCUCCACUGGUUACCGCAAUCGUACCGAUACCAAGUCCAAAACAAAGCAAAAGCAAACGAAAAAGCGUGAUAAUGCCACGGCGAUGCGGUUGAAACGAUUUCAGUCUACCCCUUCCGGUCUUUCGACCUUGGCUGGCAAUACCAUGCGUCAUUCAGAAAGUAUCAGUACCUUUUUGGCGCGACAACGACUCUCUGACGAGGAUUCCGACGAUGAACCACUGCAGGAAGAAGGGGACGAGGACGAUGCUGUGAAAGACGACGACGACGACGACGACGACGACGACAGUGAUGAAGACGCGUACACCACCCGAUACAACCAUCGCGCUCUCAAUAAAACAGCGAAAAAGUCGCGCAAUGUCGAUAAAGCUUGCAAUCACUGCAAGCGGUCGCAUUUGCGUUGUGAUAACAUGCGUCCUUGUCGUCGAUGUGUGGCGACCGGAAAAACAGGCUGCGAAGAUGUGGAUCAUAAACCUCGAGGAAGACCAAGGCUUCAGCGACCCAUUACUACUUAAUAAAUAAUUCACGAUUAGAUUUACCCUUCUUUUUUUUGUUGUUCUCCUAUUGUUUCGAUUACUGUUUCCUAUUUCCCUUUUUGAUAACCCCCCCUCGUCCCGUCCCCCAUUUACCCAACCCAGUGUUUUGUAU
Molecule: messenger RNA, 1049 nt
Organism: Radiomyces spectabilis
Lineage: Eukaryota; Fungi; Mucoromycota; Mucoromycetes; Mucorales; Radiomycetaceae
Exons: 1
Coding region: 116-916 (266 amino acids)
Biological process (GO): regulation of DNA-templated transcription
Molecular function (GO): zinc ion binding; DNA-binding transcription factor activity, RNA polymerase II-specific
Source: RefSeq, a predicted model, not a curated record